AUGAAGCGCGACGCAUACGGUGAUGAUGGACCAGCGCAGAAGCGCCAGCGUCAGACUGAUGACGAAAUCACCUUCCUCAUACCGAGCAAAGUGGCAGGCUCGAUUAUUGGCAAAGGUGGUGCCAAUAUAUCCAAGUUAAGAAAUCAGUACAAAGCCUCUAUAACAGUCCCAGAUUGCCCUGGCCCCGAACGGGUACUUUCAAUAACGGCGCCGGACGUCGACACGAUUCUCGAAAUCGUUAAAGAAAUAUUGCCGUGUUUGGCUGAUGGAGGACCCAAGAGCAAUAACGAAGAUCUCGACGUACGUCUACUCAUUCACCAGAGCCGCGCUGGAUGCGUCAUCGGUAAAGCCGGAGCCAAAAUUAAAGAAUUACGAGAGAAAACAGGUGCUCGCUUGAAAAUAUUUUCAAAUCCAGCUCCCCAGAGCACAGAGCGUGUGGUGCAGCUCGUGGGCAAAGCCGAGGCUGUGGCAGCCGGCAUCAAAGAAGUCCUGGACCUCAUCAGACCGGUGCCUAUAAAAGGUGGAAUACAAAACUACGAUCCGCACAAUUACGAUGACUUCUAUGCGGAUGAGUAUGGUGGUUUCGGUAGUGGACAAGGAAGUGGAGGCCCGCGAGGAUCCGGACCCCGAGGCCCCCCCCGCGGACCCCCUCGCGGUAUGCCCGCCAUGGGCGGUGGCCCCUCCGGGCGCGGCCCUGGACCUCGUGGCCCUGGCGGAAUGGGUGGCCGCAGUGGAUUAGGACCACGUAACGCUUUCAAUGACUUCGGUGGCCCCGGGCCUAGAGCUAACUUCUCAGGCCCGCCCCGAGCCAACUUCGGUGGGGGCGGUGGCAACUUUGGUGGCGGCAACUUCGGGGGCAACCGUGGGGGCAGUGGCGGUAGCGGCGGCGGUGGCAACUUCGGUAACAAUGGCGGUGGCGGAAACCAGUCAGAAACCACUACACAGGUCACCAUACCCAAAGACUUGGCUGGUGCGAUAAUUGGCAAGGCGGGUUCGCGCAUACGCAAGAUCCGCGCAGAGAGCGGAGCAGGCAUAGAGAUCGCGGAGCCCCUGCCCGGCUCCACGGACCGCAUCAUCACCAUCACGGGAACUCCACAGCGCAUACAAAUGGCUCAGUACUUACUGCAACAGAGUGUGCACGAGAGCAACCCGAAUCUCGGUCGUGGAAACUUUUGA
This is a messenger RNA of Arctia plantaginis, 1176 nucleotides long. Lineage: Eukaryota; Metazoa; Arthropoda; Insecta; Lepidoptera; Erebidae. The record is from the annotation of a GenBank genome assembly.